Anneissia japonica is the source of this 5047-nucleotide messenger RNA. RefSeq names its product rho guanine nucleotide exchange factor 10-like. The transcript has 29 exons. Gene Ontology annotation, biological process: positive regulation of stress fiber assembly; actin cytoskeleton organization. The coding region runs from base 253 to 4494 and encodes 1413 amino acids. Lineage: Eukaryota; Metazoa; Echinodermata; Crinoidea; Comatulida; Comatulidae. Gene Ontology annotation, molecular function: protein binding; guanyl-nucleotide exchange factor activity. The record is from RefSeq and is a predicted model, not a curated record.
AAAGAAAACAUCUCGCACCACAAGUCGAUUGUGUUGAAAAAAUGUGAUAGAUACUGCGAGGCCCAAUGUUGAUUGCUGUUUUUGGAUUUAUUGACACUGGGAAUUAGAUUAAAUUUACGUGAAAGGGUAAAAAGUAAUUCAGAACUGCGGUUUUGUUGAUUGGCAAUGUCAUCCUUCUGUAUAUAAAAUGAUUCAGAGAGAAGCUACGUAACGCCGAACAUAAACAUCACACAUACUGUACCGUACCCGAAGAUGGAUGGAGAAGUAAAUACAGGAGAUUCCGUCUACGCAAUCCCAGAAACCGUGUGGAAGAAAAACAGGGAACUAAAAGAACUAGAACCUAACCUGCAUAGGAAUGGGAUAAACCAAUCAGAUAAGAAUGGAGAGGCGGAAACUGAUGAAAAUGAUGAAGCACUAUAUCUUGUCAUUGAGGAUGGAACCAAUUCUCUGCCAAUCAAGGAACACCGAGCAGCAUCACCACCAGCAUAUCAGCAGCUGCAGCGGCCUACCUCUCUCACAACAGCACCCCAAGACCACAACCUCAUAGACUUAGAUGGUGACUACAUCGACCCAAACGAUUAUUUUAAACAAGAUAUUAUGGCAGCAAGAAGAGAAGAAAGCGGUGCCGGUAACUGCAAUAAGAACAAUAACACAGCUGCAAACAUAGACCAAAUGUGCAAUAUGCAUGUACCGCAGACUCACGUGGAUGAAUCGCAAACAUCCUUGAUCAAUCAGAUGGAUGCUGGAAUGGAACCGGAGACAGGUUUUCACAAUCGUCCGCAUAGCGUCACAUCAUUGAUACGCCAUAUGGAAAAGCAACAAUUAUUUCACAGUGAAAAUGACACAGGAAGAAGUAGGAGCCCGGUGUUAAACCAAGGCUUGCAAAGAACUGGUACCGCGCAAUUCCCAAAGUCAAAAAGCUCUCCGGAAUCAUCAAUAAAGUGGUGUGAAAAUGAGCAUUAUGUUGGGGGUUACGGUUACGGUUAUAUACCAUCAAACUCUUCCAUAUUGGCCGACAGGUUUGAUGCUUUGAAGGGUGAUGAUGAUGAUGGCGACAUGUACGAUGACGUCGAUGAGGGCGCCCACGGUAUUUUCAUCGAUGAUGACUGGUUGUACGAGUCUCUUAUGUUGCAAGACGAAGAUGAGGUACCGAUGGUUGAUGAGUCGGACUCAUCCUGGAGCUCAGAGGAAUGGGACCAUUUCUCAGAUGAUAGUGAUGAUAAUGACAUGGUUCAUAGUCAUGUCGAACAACCAGACCCUGCAUCAACAAAGGAAUCUAAUGGAUCUCAAGUCCACCGACGAACGUCCAUGCGCGCAGUUUACGGAGUGGAUAAAGGACGAGAAACAAGGGAAGAAACAAAGCAGUCACCCUUGGUGGAAUGGGUGAAAAGUAAACGAAGUUUAGACAAAGUACGAAGUCUGUUUUUCGGUGGUCGCAGCACAUAUGCAUCAAAAGCGCAAACCAAAGAAGAAGAUUUGGAAGAAGACCCCGAGGAAAUACACAUCUACGAUGUGAAGCUCUGUCAGGCUAAGCAUCCUCCUCCGACGCUUCCCCCGCAGCCUGAGGGUCUCACCCAGGGACAAGUAGUCCGUCGUCACAUCCUACAAUCGAUCAUGGACAGCGAGAAGUCGUACAUGAUGUCAUUACAACGUUUAAUUCAGUCUUACGAAAAACCUCUCCUAGAGAGAGAACCACCGUUGUUGGAGAAGGAAAAAAUCAAGACAAUUUUCUACCGAAUACGAGGCAUCUACCAGUGUCACUUAAUGUUCCAGAUUGCCCUCUCAAGUCGUGUCAAACAUUGGGAUGAAAUUGGUGAAAUUGGAGACGUUUUUGUAGCAUCUUUCUCUAAGGCAAUGGUGUUGGAUGUAUAUAGUGCGUAUGUCAAUAAUUUCACAAACGCAAUGGACACGGCAAAGAAGGCAGCCGCACUCAAACCAGCUUUUAAUGAAUUUAUCUUGGAACAACAGAAGAGUAGCAAGGAUAGACUGAGUCUGUAUGGUCUCAUGUUAAAACCCAUCCAACGAUUCCCUCAGUUUAUACUUCUGUUACAGGACAUGCUAAAAAAUACACCUGUAGGACACACAGAUCGUAUGCCAUUACAACUUGCCUUAACUAAACUGGAAACAUUAGCUGGUGUUCUAAAUGAGAGGAAACGACAAUGUGAGCAACGACAUGAGGUCAAACAACUUAUCAAAAAUUUGAAUGUCAAGUUCAAAACAAAGUCUAGCAAUGACAAACAGAGAUGGUUGGUACGGCAGGAUGACAUGUUGCAGACAAGUGAAACAUAUAACAGCCAAGGAAGUGUAUUAAAAUGCCGCGAACGAAGGCUAUUCAUGUUUAAUGACCUUUUAGUGUGUACGACUGUGCUUAACAAGUCGACUACCGGUAUGCCAAACCAAGAUAUUCCAAAGUACAAACACAAAUGGAGCGUGCCGUUACAAGAUGUAGAAAUAGUGGAACCAACGAUGGAAGGCGGAGACAUUGAGUUAAACACGGAGCCAGGGCGUAUGACAGUAACCACCUCACAGAUGGAUGAGCAUGAGUAUCUGAUUGGUGGAAGUACAAGGCAACUUUACCAAGAAAGGAAUAAUAUAAUGCAUGACCUUGCUGUAGUGAACCAGAUCACAGCCCUUAUUGGAACACUAAAGGGUUCCUAUGGUAUUUUUAACACAAGUGAUAUCACAGAUCUCACUGGCGUAAUCCAGAAGAUGAUAGAAAAGAAGGGCAAGGAAAUCAAGCAGGCGGACAUCAACAAGAUCCAAUUGUCUCUACCAGCUGUUGAAAUACUAGAGGAUUUGGAUUGCGAGAGUGCAGCCAAGUAUCAGCGAGGCAACAAACGAGUGACAAUAGUGUUUGAUGCUAUCAGUGCUAAAAUCAAAUUUGAUUGGGUGACAGCGCUGGAGAAUGCAAAACUUGGUUUAAAGCGUGACAACAACCCUGGAUGGCACAUCUCAGAAGAUGAUGAAAUCCACGCUGAAAUGGGAUUUGGAAUCCCACUGCUGUCUAACCAUCUUCCCGUCUUCACCACCGCUACACACCAAACAAUCAAGGUUCUAUGCAGUGUCUUAUGUCCUGUUGAGUCAAGUCGUCUGCGACGUACAAAGGCGAUGGAAAGCAACGCGGCAAAGCACUGCCUGUGGAUCUGUAGUACUAACGGACAAAAGUUGUUUAUGAGUUUAAUCGGCUUCCAGCCUCCAUCACCUCAAGUCAUUGAGACAUUUGAACUUAUGGACAUUGAAAAUGUGUCGUGUAUGGAGAACGUGCCGGGAUACCGGCAGGAUCGGUUGUCAAACAAGCUGGAUUACCAGUCAUUCCGGUUCUCUUGGAUGACUGUGUGGGUUGGUGAUGACAAGGGAAGAAUCUUUAUCUUUAAUACUGUUGGUGUCGAUAAAAGCAAAAGCAUUUCGUCCUUGAAAGUGCCAAGUCCUGUUACCUCUCUCAUGUACUUGCAUAACCAGGUGUUCGUUGCCCAGGACAAUGGCUGUGUUCUGGUCUACUCAAGAAAUCCAGGUGAUGGGGCAUGGAAAGUUAAGGAACCAAAGAUCAUUGAGCUUGGUCAUCAUCCGGUGACAUCACUCCUAUCCGUCGGGAAGACAUUGUGGUGCGGGUGUGGCAAUCGUGUCCACCUGAUUGACGUGGCUAAUGAAUUCAAACAGCAUGUAAAAAAUGGACUGGUUAAAACACAGAGUUCUUUUGAGGUUCAUCAAGAUGAGAGCACAGGGGUUCAGAGCAUGGUGAUGGCUGGUGUCGGGGUCUGGAUAGCACUCAAAGAGCUGGACACCAUCCGUCUUUUCCACAUGGAAACCCUCCAGCUUCUCCAGGACAUCAGUGUCUCCAGUCCGGUCAGACGGAUGCUGCAGACUGCUGGAGAGUAUCAAGCGCAUUUCCCAUCCGGCCAACCAAUCACAGUGACGCAUAUGCUGGCUUGCUACGGCUCUCUCUGGGUUGGUACAAACAUCGGCGUAAUCGCAAAUUUCCCGUUACCUCGGUUGGAAGGUGUUCCACUAGUUACUGGCCCAGCUAUGGUGUCAUUCCACAUGCAAAACGGACCAAUCAGAUUUCUUCAUGGGAUGGAGAUUAAUCAACAGAGCGAUGAUAUUCAUUUCACGUCAAAGGAUGAUGUUGAAGAACCGUCGAAUAGAAGAACACCGGCGAGUACACCGCAUGGCGAAAAAUGCAAUCAGAAAUAUGCAGACCUUGUAAACAAUGCCAUGUCACCGAUGCAAGAUUACCUUUCACUCACGUUUGCUGAUGCUGAUAUGAUGUCUUCGCCACCAACUGACCGUAAGAGCGAUUCAGCGAUUGCUGAUUCAUCAGACAUUAGUUUAAGCUCAAAGGAUAACCUUGAAACGAACGAGGAACAAGUCUCAGCGCGUGUUACUAGUACAACGACACUUGUGUUGACCGGCGGAGAUGGUCAUACGUACCUGCAACCAAAUUCUUCCCAGAGCAGUGGAGAAGCUGGCCUUCUUAUAUGGCAGGUGUCCAUGUAAACAUGGAGAACACCUGUAUAACAUGGAGAACACCUGUAUAACAUGGAGAACACCUGGAUAAUCAUACCUUGUUUGUCUUCCUUUAAUUUCUUCAUAAAUUUGGAGUCAUCCCGGUUGUUUAUCAUUCCUAGACUGAUAAACAUGGGGAUGGAUUUCUAUGCAGUGUUUUGUGAUAUUAUUUUUUAUUCAUAAUUGCUUCACCACUGUACUUAACAUGUACUUUUACUUCAAUUUGCAAUAGAAUUUUUUUUUCUUUAUUUUUUGCAAAUAUGUGUUAUAAUAUUUUAGUCAUUUAGACAGAUGGUAGUCUUUUCAUAGAGCUAUUAAAACCCUGAAAAUUAAAAAAUCAAAAAUGAAAUAUUAGGGUUUUUUUACUUACCAUAUUUAUUAUUUUAAUGAUACAAAAUGUUUAAGAAAGUAUUUCUAUACUAUGGAAUGUCGAACGAGUUAUCAUUUGAAUGAUGACAAACAUCUUAGAAGUUGAUAUUGUAGUCAGAUGACAACAAAUACCUAGGUAGUCCGCUGUGGAAGUUAUUGUUAUGACAGUUAAGCC